ACACACACACACUGUCACUCGCUCUCUGUCUGUCUGUGUUGUACACUCACAUACACGCUCUCACACACACACAGACAGAUAUACAGUAUUACAGUGGAAUCCGCCUCGCUUUGAGAUCUGUGCUCUGCUAUUGGUAGCAGGAGAAAAUAUAGGAACCACGGCACGGAGCGUAGGGAUACUACACAUCUCCACAUCUGCUUUGGAUGCUACAAAUGAGCGUACCUGCAGCAACAGCACAGAAAUCAGACAGCAACAACGGUGAGAUGCAAUCAGCUGCAGUGGCUCCUUCCUUCAUCCCCAGCCAGUCGGGGAAGAUACCGGGCAGGAAGAGAGGGAGACCUCCACUCCGCAAUGUCGCCAAGAUGGAUUUUCCUAAUCGCUACCCUGAAUCACUCCCUCCACUCAAAGUACCCAAGAAGAGGGGGAGAAAGCCGGGCUUCAAGCUCAAACCCAGGAUGGUGAUGACUCCAUUGGCUAUUUCUCCACCCAGCAGCACCCCUGAGCCCGAUAUGAGCUCCAUUCCUCAGGAUGCUGCCACCAUCCCCCACUCUGCCACGCCCCAGGUGCUCACAGUCUGCAUCUACAUCAACAAACAGGCCAACACGGGUCCCAAUCUGGACAGGAAGAAGAUACAGCUGCUUCCUGAUCACUUCGGGCCCGACAGACCCUCUGUGGUGCUGCAGCAGGCCGUUCAAGGCUGCAUCGACAGCGCUUUCCAGCAGAAAACGGUGUUCACUCUCCUCACACAAGGCUACGGGGGAGAAAAAAUAUCAGCCACAUUUGAUGGGAAGCAGCAUCUUCUGAGCCUCCCCGUGGUGAACAGCAUCGACUAUGUGCUUCGUUUUCUGAAGAAACUCUGUCGCAGCUUGCACUGUGAAAACCUUUUCAGUGAUCAGCCCAUUACCCAGCACAGCGGUGGCUCCUACCAGUCAGAUGCUGAAACCUCCAUGGCUGAAGACUACCAUUUAGACCAGUCAGAUGGCAAACGCUACUCUGUUGACCCUGGCGAUUCUGCAUUCAGCUCCAUAAGCUCGUCCUACUCACCAAAGUCCACCUACGGGUUUCGUUCUUCACAGCAGUUCUCUAAUGGCUCAGCCUCCAUGUGCAGGCAGUCGUCCACCAGCCCAAACACGUUCCCGGAAAACAACAGGACAGGUUAUAAUGCGUCUUCAGAGUUGCAGGAUUCCAAAGCUCCACCCAAUAAAGAUCCAUCCACCUGGUCUGUGGAAGAUGUUGUUUGGUUCAUCAGAGAUGCAGAUCCCCAGGCUCUAGGCCCUCACGCAGAUGUCUUCAGGAAGCAUGAGAUAGAUGGAAACGCUUUGUUACUCCUAAAGAGUGACAUGAUCAUGAAGUACCUCGGACUCAAACUGGGGCCGGCCUUGAAGCUUUGCUACCACAUCGACAAGCUUAAGCAGACGAAGUUCUGAAAACUGUCUACAGUUUAUUUACCCUCUUAAAUCCAGCAGAAUAUUUGAGGAAGGUCACAUCUGAGGACUCCAGGUCUGUGAGCCAAUGGGAAGGAAGUAGAAUCUCGAGCAUCAUGAGGCGCGUCACUUCAUUUAGGGUCCCCAGAAGUAAGGAGCUUCGCUUCCUUUUAUGCCACAAAAGUAUAAAAGCAAAUAGGUUACUACUUCUGCCACUAUUUAUUUCCUUUUUCAACCCUGAAUGAGAAGGUAAGAGAAUGAAAAUCUAAGAAAGCAAUGUGUUACUGAAUGGCUGUCUUCAGUCUUUCAUAUAUCUCGUUCAUGAAGGUAUUUGUUGGUAACUUUAGCAUCUUAACAUUAGCAAGGUCACACAGCAAGAAAGGGGGAUCCAGCUUAGUCUUGUUAAUGUUAGGUUCUCCAAUUUGCUAGCAUCACAAAAAUCUGCAAAUAUUGAUUUUUUUUUUCUUUAAAAGUUACUAUGCCAGACAUGGUAGUGAGUAUUUUAAUAACCUUAUCAUUCAUUUGGUGUCAUAUUUCUGGCCACCUGGUAAACUUAAAUCAAAUUUUUACUUUCUUUUGGCUCUGUUUUUGGUCUCCACCGACACCUAAGCUGCCAGAUGCUCCUUUUUGUUCACCGGCAGGUCUCUAACUGUGUCCAUCUGCCCUUUGGUGCUGAGCAGAUAGAGUAUAAAUCAGUUGAGAGGGUCUUCACUCAAAUCAGUUUAAAAUUAUGCUAUGAAAAAAAGGAACUACUUUCAGCUGCCCCCUUAGUCACAAGGGGUUGCCACAGCAGGUAGCUCCACAUGUUUGAUUUGGCAGAUUUCUAUGCUGCAUGCCCUUCCUGACACAACACCUAAGGGAUUUGUGUCUCCUCCCAGGACUGAACUGAGGCUUUUUCACGCAUUAGGUGACUAUGUAAACCAUUGCACUAUGCUAUGAGAUUGAACCAAAACAGCCAGACAGCUAAACAAUAAGCAAACACUGCGUAAAGCUAAGUAAAGCAAAGAGGAGCUGCAGAUUCAGGCGUGUCUAUUGACCUCUACACGCAACCACUUCAUAUUGAUAUUAUAAAAUACUUGCGGGCAGAGUGACUCUAUGAGCAGUUUGAGUCUGGACUGGUGCACCUCAGACCUGGACACCUUACUCCCUUGCCAUUGGCUUGCAGAGCAGAAAUGAGGGUUUUGCUAAGAUUUCCAGAUUUAUAAUUCAUCUCUCCCUCUUGUCUUACGUUUGGCAUAGAUUUAAACCUAAAACCAUCAUAUUGUGGAAUACACCCUUCAUAAACCUCAUACAACAUAUUUGUAAUCAUUAAAAUAAUGUCAACUUUGGUCUCACAAACCUUCGUUAGCAGAACAUCUGACUGCUGCAGAUUAUGUAUACAGUAUAUCUGUCAUCUGACAAGAAAUGUAUAACAGAAAACACUUUAUACCUUCAGAAACUCUCACUUUGUCAAAUGUCACUAUCCGAUCUUGUUUACUCGUGUUUACAGAGCUGAAAAACAUAUCUAUGACUGUACUUUAAAAAACGGUGCAUUAAAGACUACAUUGCUUUUUGAUUGAGAGAUUUCGAAAAUCAUUUUUGAUACUAUUUUUUCACAUUACUUUCUAACCAAAAAAAAGUAAUGUUCCCAUUGAAUUUGCCUUUCUUUUUUAAAAUUAUCAUUUUAAUAUUAAAAACAGUACAGCCUAACAAAACAGAAUAGCCUACGUAGAAAGACUGCAGCUCUCUUGUACAUAAACAAUAUAUAAAGAAAAAUGAGAGCUUUGUGAACGUGAUAUAUUAAUGUUUUAAUAUGCAAGGUUGUUACAUGCCACUUAUCUCCAUAGCCUCUUUAUGUACAGUCAUAAGAACAUUUUUUUUAAUUAUAUGUUUCUAUGUUUUUAUUGCGCAUCAGUGUUGAUACACAAGUUGUGAGAACACAUUACACAUUUAAAUGUUUUACUGAGAAAACCCAAAAGGCCAUGUAAAUGGGUAUAUAAGAUAAUAUUGCUUUUGUAUACCACUUUUGGUGUACAGUAUGCAUCCUUUUUUAAUCAAUUAACCUUUGUAAGUGAAUGCUGCUGUAAAGAUAUUACAUGUAAGCCAUGCCUAGUGAGAUCAAACUAAGCUUUUUUUUUAUUUUGAAAGUCACUAUGAAUAAGACUUUUAGAGAAAGCUGAGUGGAUCAGUACUCUAUAUGGUGCUAAAAGUUAUCAACGUAUUCAGCUGUUUGCUUUUGUGUUUGUGAGAUGUAAAGGAAAAUGUAUGUGUAUGCUGUAUUGUA
Archocentrus centrarchus (flier cichlid) is the source of this 3687-nucleotide messenger RNA. Its product is annotated as sex comb on midleg-like protein 4. The record is from RefSeq and is a predicted model, not a curated record. Gene Ontology annotation, biological process: negative regulation of DNA-templated transcription. Gene Ontology annotation, cellular component: nucleus. Gene Ontology annotation, molecular function: histone binding; chromatin binding. The transcript is spliced from 8 exons. NCBI's taxonomy places the organism in Eukaryota, Metazoa, Chordata, Actinopteri, Cichliformes, Cichlidae. The coding region runs from base 204 to 1427 and encodes 407 amino acids.